Messenger RNA from Cucurbita moschata (crookneck pumpkin), 477 nucleotides. Its product is annotated as short-chain dehydrogenase reductase 2a-like. The transcript has 2 exons. NCBI's taxonomy places the organism in Eukaryota, Viridiplantae, Streptophyta, Magnoliopsida, Cucurbitales, Cucurbitaceae. The record is from RefSeq and is a predicted model, not a curated record. The coding region runs from base 1 to 477 and encodes 158 amino acids.
AUGUGUGUGAACGUCAAAGGUGUUGCAUUAGGCAUAAAGCACAUGACGCCUAUGAAGAUACCCAGAGCUACCGGCUGCAUAAUCUCGACUACUAGCGUGGCAGGCGUUUCAGGAGGAAUGGGUCCACACGCCUACACAACAUCCAAACAUGCCAUUGUCGGCCUCACUAAGAACACUGCCUGCGAACUUGGCCGCUAUGGUAUACGUGUCAACUGCAUUUUGCCGUUUGGAGUUGCCAAGACGAUGCUCAUGAACGCGUGGAGGGAUGACGGAAACGAGUGCAUGAACUUCGGGAUUCUGUCGCCGGCUGAGGUGGACCAAAUGGAGGAGUUCGUUAGGGGUUUGACCAAUCUUAAGGACCCCACAAUGAGGUGUGAAAGAGAAGUGGAAGGAGACUUAAGGUUACGGGAUCUUGAGCGGAGGGACGACAAGAAAACGAAGACGGAAGGCCUCAGGAAGAGAGAGAAAAUAGAAUAA